Messenger RNA from Cutaneotrichosporon oleaginosum, 282 nucleotides. RefSeq lists its product as uncharacterized. Lineage: Eukaryota; Fungi; Basidiomycota; Tremellomycetes; Trichosporonales; Trichosporonaceae. The record is from RefSeq and is a predicted model, not a curated record.
AUGCUCACGCUCGUCCGCCGCGCCCGCCCAGCCCUCCGCCCCCUUCUUGCCCGCGCGGCUUCAGGCCACGGGGCGGGCACGACGCCGGACACUGGCGGCCCGCUGUUCAGCACGCAGUUCGGUGUGCCGAUCCACAAGCCGGGCGCGGGGGGCGACAAGGCCGCCGCGAAGCGCGACAAGCCGCCCGCCGACGACAAGAAGCCCGCCAGCAAGCACCACAAGGUCCAGGGCGGAUACAGCUUCGCCGAGCUCAAGCGGCUGCACCAGGACGGGCGCGACUAG